AUGAAAGCAAGAGCCAACAUGAAUAUUGCUGGGAAGACUGUGUGUGUUUUUGUGCUGCUCACCAUCACCAAGGUCACCAGAACAGUAGGGAACAACAGAGUGUCAGCGACAGUAGGUAACAACUCUGUGCUCUCCUGCCCCCCCCAAUCCAAUGCAACUAUGGUAACAUGGAAAAUAAACCCAAAGGUUGGAGGCCCUUGCGCCUUGGGAUACAGGGCUGAUCAGAACAAGACGGACAGAACAAACUGCAGCGACAGCAUGAACUGGAAAUUCAGACCAGAUCGGGACCCUGCCCUUGAGAUACGGCGAGUGGGAAUAGCCCAUGAGGGAAAUUACACCUGCGAAGUGGUAGCGACAGAAGGGAAUUUCCACAAGACGUACGACCUGACCGUGCUGGUGCCCCCCAGGCUGACCCUGUACUGUGAUGACCGCGGGAACCCUGUGUGCGAGGCAGCGGCAGGGAAGCCGGCUGCUCAGAUCUCUUGGGUCCGAGAGAGCAACUCCACUCCCAAGGAAGAAGGCCAUGACAACGGGACAGUGACUGUUCUCAGCAAGUUCACAGCAUACAGCACCAAUGUGACUAAUACAACCUGCAUUGCGUCCCACCCAGCUGGGAACCAGAGCAAGUCCAUAGCCUGUUAUCCCUCAAAGAACGACGGCUUUAUCCUGCAUGUCUCGAUCAUUCUUAGUUUCCUGUGCAUUUUUACCUUCAUGGCAGUUACGUACUAUUUUAAGCUCCACAGUGACAGACUGUGCCACAAAACCAAAACUUCUGAGACUGCUCCUACACAUUCCCCACAGGAUGACACAAUGGAAGUGGAACCUUAUACUACUUAUGUGCAGAAGGAAAAUGUAAUUUACAACUCAGUGUCUGACCUGACAGUGGGGCAGAAUCUUCCACAAGGACUGUCACCAGCAACAUGA
This is a messenger RNA of Phaethon lepturus (White-tailed tropicbird), 924 nucleotides long. Its product is annotated as cell surface glycoprotein CD200 receptor 1-A-like. Gene Ontology annotation, cellular component: external side of plasma membrane. The coding region runs from base 1 to 924 and encodes 307 amino acids. Lineage: Eukaryota; Metazoa; Chordata; Aves; Phaethontiformes; Phaethontidae. Gene Ontology annotation, molecular function: signaling receptor activity. The transcript has 6 exons. Gene Ontology annotation, biological process: regulation of neuroinflammatory response. The record is from RefSeq and is a predicted model, not a curated record.